Molecule: messenger RNA, 1212 nt
Organism: Alternaria postmessia
Lineage: Eukaryota; Fungi; Ascomycota; Dothideomycetes; Pleosporales; Pleosporaceae
Exons: 1
Coding region: 1-1212 (403 amino acids)
Source: RefSeq, a predicted model, not a curated record
AUGAGCGACUACGAAGACUACGACGAUGAUUACGAUGGCGACUUCUUCUAUGUCGAAGACGAGUACAUGGCUGCCGACGAUCUCGCAGAGCACGCUGUUGCCUCACCACCACCGGCAACGUGCGGCGAUGAGGAUAUGGAGGACGACUGGGACCGUUUCGACUACUUCAACGAUCUCGAGUACGCAUCAGACGGCUAUGAUGAUACACAGUUCCAAGCGCUCGAUGUCAAGGGCGCAAAAGCAGGCUCAAAGCGGAAGCGACUACUGAGGAGCGUUCCGGCUAAAAAGAGGUUGAUAAAGGAGAGUGUGAGCACCAAGACCGAACCGACACCAAUGGGUCACUCGCCCAUUGUUUGGCGCUCGCAGGCGGAUCGUGGCAUAAAACCCAAGACACUCGACGACAACGCGCAGCCAUAUGCCUUGUUCAAGAACUGGAGAGAGAAGCUUGCAGACAUACCAGAUUGGGCCAGAGGCUCACCACCGAGCUCGCCAGAGAUACGGUCAUCACAGCCAAGAAAGGGGAAAGCAAAAAUGGCUUUCGUCACAGAGCCUGCAUCUCCUCCGUACGACGAGGACGAUGACGGCGACGUGGAGGACGAUGGCAUGGACAAUGGAGAACAAGGAAUACCGCAGGAGGCGCUAAUGGCAGCAUUGCAGCGACAACUCGCUACUGCUGGCGGACCACUGAGCGGAAUGGAUCCCCAACAACUGCUCCAGUUCGCUAUGCGCAUGGCAGCGGACGAGAGUGCUGGUGAUGAUGUCGCGGGUGAGAUGGCAGAGGCGAUACUAGGUGGAGAAGACGACGGAGACGACGUAGAUGACGAAACUCACAAUGCCGCCGAAGAGGAACUUCUUACAUGGAUAGCUAAACAGCGGAAUGGGACAAGUCAAGGAACACCUUACGAAGAAGAGGGCAUGAUAGAGGAAACCGUACACCAACCACCAACACCACCUUCAUCGGACCUCAAGCGCAGUGUUCGCGUCUCCGAGGUUAACACCACUUCUUCGAACACCGUCUCAAGCACCCCCGAUCUUGAUACUUCUAAAUCCUCUCUGAAGCGGAAGGCACAAGACGAGCCGAGUGUCGAAGGCUCUACGAAGGCGCUAAAGAAGAGAGCAACAAGGUCAUUUGACGCGCCUACAGCAUCAAGUCAAGCCAAAACUGCUUCAUCACGACCUACAACACGAUCCAAACCUGGAAAGCGGAAGUGA